CAGAUGUAUAUAAUAUAUACACAUGAUUCAUGAAUAUGAUGUCAUCGUAAGCAUGUAUAAAUGAAAGAGCUGCGUGUGCAAUAUCAUCGUUCAUCAUCAUCAUCACUGAGGAGAAUGUAACAUGUUUUCUUGAAGACAUUCUUCUUCCUCUUUCAAGAGUUUUAUCUCCAAGGUUUUUUCGAAGACGAUAUUCUUCUUCAUCCUUCAGGAGCUUAUAUCUAUACAAGCUUUGCAAGUCGUCUCUUCUUCUGGUUUUCACAAGUCAAAGCUAACGACUCUUCUCGCCGGCUGAAAAUUAUCAGUAAUGUCACGCACUUCAGCCACUUCCACCACUCCGUCCCGCGUGAGAGCCGCGAAUUCACACUACUCAGUCAUUUCUAGAACUAGAGCGCAAGACGACAGCAGUAAACCGAAAUCCUCCGGUCACGAUCCGGUUAAGAACCGGCGAUCAUCUCUUCUGAAGAGAGCAAACUCCAGAGAAGAGGAUACGGCGGCUCUAGCACCUCAGAGAGCUCGGUCUGUAAACCGUCCGGCGGUGGUUGAGCAAUUCGGUUGUCCGAGACGGCAAAUUUCUAGGAGGAGCGAUGAAGCAGCAACGGCGGAGGAAGAUGAGAAGAGGAAGAAAAUGGAGGAGAAGCUUUUAGUGAACGAGUCACUGAUUAAGGAACUGCAAGCGCAGGUUUUGAGUUUGAAGACAGAGCUAGAGGAAGCUCGUAACUCAAACGCAGAGCUUGAGAUAAAGAACAAGAAGCUUUCUCAAGAUCUUGUUUCAGCUGAAGCUAAGAUCUCAUCUCUUUCCUCUUACGACAAGCCAGCAGCUAAAGAACAUCAGAACACUAGGUUCAAAGAUAUACAGAGGUUAAUCGCUAGCAAACUGGAGCAAUCCAAGGUUAAAAAGGAGGUAGUGGUAGAGUCAUCAUCAAGAUCAUCUCCACCACUACCUUCACCUUCGAGACCGCCGUUUCCGAAGUUUUUGGUAUCUCCAGCUACAACCAAUUCAGGUAAAAAAGAUGAAGCAUCAUCACCUAUUGCACCACCAACACCACCGCCUCCUCCGCCACCACCACCACCUAGGCCUCUUGCUAAAGCAGCUCGUGCUCAGAAGUCACCUCCAGUUUCACAGCUGUUUCAGUUACUGAAAAAGCAAGAUAACACUAGACACCUUUCACCGUCUGUUAGUGGAAACAAAUCUCAGGUUAACAGUGCUCACAAUAGUAUAGUUGGAGAAAUUCAAAACCGUUCCGCACAUCUCAUCGCUAUAAAAGCUGACAUUGAGACAAAAGGAGAUUUUAUAAAUGAACUUAUCCAGAAAGUUCUGACCACUUGUUUUUCGGAUAUGGAAGAUGUCAUGAAGUUUGUUGAUUGGCUUGAUAAUGAACUAGCAACUCUGGCUGAUGAGCGAGCUGUUCUUAAGCACUUCAAGUGGCCUGAGAGGAAAGCCGAUGCCUUGCAAGAGGCUGCAGUUGAGUACCGCGAGCUAAAGAAACUGGAGAAAGAACUUUCUUCAUACAAUGAUGAUCCGACCAUUCACUAUGGUGUUGCCCUGAAGAAAAUGGUCAACUUAUUAGACAAGUCGGAGGAAGGGGUAAGGAGGCUAGUCAGGCUACGCGGCUCGUCCAUGCGUUCUUACCAAGACUUUAAAAUCCCAGUCGAGUGGAUGCUUGACUCGGGAAUGAUAAACAAGAUCAAAAGAGCAUCGAUCAAGCUUGCUAAAACCUACAUGAAUAGAGUUGCAAACGAGCUAGAAUCAGCUCGUAACAUGGAUAGAGAGUCUACUCAAGAAGCGUUGCUUCUCCAAGGAGUCCGGUUCGCUUACAGAACGCACCAGUUUGCGGGAGGGCUCGAUCCAGAGACAUUGUGUGCAUUAGAAGAGAUAAAGCAACGUGUUCCUAGUCAUCUCCGGCUGGCACGAGGGAAUUUGGCCGGAGCUCCGUCGUAGAGAAGUACAAACAGAAGUGUAAUAAGGAAUAUAUGGCCUUUGGUUUUGGUUAUAAAAAAAAUUGUUACUGCGUUGAUAGUGUUUGUUAAGUGAGUGAGUACAUGUUAUGUCCCACAAGCCACGUAAUAAUAAUGUUAAAUGUAUCUAAACGUGUUAUAAUGAAAUUACUCAAAAUAAUCUUUUGAGCUAUAACACAGAA
Raphanus sativus (radish) is the source of this 2138-nucleotide messenger RNA. RefSeq names its product protein CHUP1, chloroplastic. Gene Ontology annotation, biological process: chloroplast organization. Bases 305 to 1939 code for a protein of 544 amino acids. The transcript has 9 exons. Lineage: Eukaryota; Viridiplantae; Streptophyta; Magnoliopsida; Brassicales; Brassicaceae. Gene Ontology annotation, cellular component: chloroplast outer membrane. The record is from RefSeq and is a predicted model, not a curated record.